AUGCAGAUUGUAGGCAAUGGAGAUUUUGCAAAUGUGUAUCAGGGGAAAUACCAUGGGUCGACGGUAUGUGUUAAAGUUUUCCCUGCAGGCUGGAAAACUAAAUUUUCUGCAGAGAAGGAGGUCUAUGAGCUACCACUGAUGAAGCAUGUGGAUGGGAUUGUCCACUUCCUGGGCACUGGGAGGAAACCGGAUGGCAAUUGGCUCAUUGUCCUGCAAUUUGCUGAAUGUGGUUCUCUCCACUCCUAUCUGUGUAAACACACCACCAACUGGGAGUUGUCACUGAAAUUGUGUACGUCGUUAUUGCAGGGAGCUGCAUAUCUACACUCUGACCUUCACAGACAUGGUUUGCAUAAACCACCUGUGGCCCACAGAGACUUAAGCAGCUCCAACGUGCUUGUGAGAGCAGAUGGCACUUGUGUCCUGUGUGAUUUUGGAUGCUCAACCAUCCUGCGUUCUUGUUCAGGACAUCGUCGCUGGCAGAGCCAGACAAAAAACAUGAAGGGUCACGCUCAGUUGGGCACACUGCGUUACAUGUCCCCGGAGAUCCUGGAAGGCCAUGUAAACCUGAGCAACAGCUUGUGUCUCAUGCAGGGGGACAUAUAUGCUCUGGGACUGCUGCUGUGGGAGAUCUGGAUGCGCUGCUCUGAUUUAUUCGAAGGCGGUAUUGCUCCAAAGCAUAUUUUGCCUUAUGAAUCUGAGCUGGGAGCCAAUGUAACACUGGAGAGCCUCGUCCAGCACGUGUUUCACAUGGACAAGAGACCCUCCAUACCUAAUCACUGGGAAACACUACCACAGGGAUCUGUGCUGCAGGAGCUCAUGACAGAUUGUUGGGACUGGGACCCGGAUGCUCGUCUGACUGCUCCGUGCAUAGUGGCCAGAUUAGACUCUCUCCCACUCACUUUUCAGCCUCGUUACACUUCAUGACUUUUUUCUUCUUUUUUACGCUUCGGUUGAGUUGUAAUAUACAUAAAGCAUUUGCUCUGUUCUUUGUGUCAUUACUGUCUGGCUUUUCA
Molecule: messenger RNA, 1013 nt
Organism: Sander lucioperca (pikeperch)
Lineage: Eukaryota; Metazoa; Chordata; Actinopteri; Perciformes; Percidae
Product: anti-Muellerian hormone type-2 receptor-like
Exons: 7
Coding region: 1-924 (307 amino acids)
Biological process (GO): cellular response to growth factor stimulus; BMP signaling pathway; protein phosphorylation
Cellular component (GO): plasma membrane; signaling receptor complex
Molecular function (GO): transforming growth factor beta receptor activity; ATP binding
Source: RefSeq, a predicted model, not a curated record